This is a messenger RNA of Nelumbo nucifera (sacred lotus), 3418 nucleotides long. RefSeq names its product cellulose synthase like D4 (gene CSLD4). Gene Ontology annotation, cellular component: membrane. The record is from RefSeq and is a predicted model, not a curated record. Gene Ontology annotation, biological process: cellulose biosynthetic process. Gene Ontology annotation, molecular function: cellulose synthase (UDP-forming) activity. Lineage: Eukaryota; Viridiplantae; Streptophyta; Magnoliopsida; Proteales; Nelumbonaceae.
AUGGAAUCUCUCGGUAGGAAUCCAUCAAAGAAGGCAAUACGGAGCCCUGCAGGUCCAGGAGCUCAGAGCUCCCGAAACCAAAAUGGGCAAGCAAUAAAAUUUGCUAGGCGGACCUCGAGCGGGCGCUAUAUCAACCUUUCUAGGGAGGACCUUGAUAUGUCUGGGGAGAUUUCAGGUGACUACAUGAACUACACAGUGCACAUUCCUCCGACGCCAGACAAUCAGCCAAUGGACACAUCGGUUGCAGUUAAAGCUGAGGAGCAAUACGUGUCCAAUUCUUUGUUUACUGGAGGAUUCAAUAGUGUUACUCGAGCCCACCUCAUGGAUAAAGUGAUUGAUUCAGAGGUAACCCACCCACAAAUGGCCGGAGCCAAGGGCUCGGCCUGUGCCAUGCCCGCCUGCGAUGGCAAGGUCAUGAGGGAUGAAAGAGGAAAUGAUGUAACCCCUUGCGAAUGCAGGUUCAAAAUUUGCAGAGACUGCUACCUAGAUGCACAAAAGAGCACAGGUUUGUGUCCAGGGUGCAAAGAGCCGUAUAGGGUUGGAGAUUUCGAUGAUGAUCCACCAGAUACUUCUAGUAGAGCCUUGACAUUGCCUGCUCCAGAUAACAUGGACCCAAAAAUGUCUAUGGUAAAAUCAACAAACAAGUCUUUGCUUAUGAGGAACCAAACAGGAGACUUUGAUCAUAAUAGGUGGCUUUUUGAGACAAAGGGGACGUAUGGCUAUGGCAAUGCAUUUUGGCCUAAUAAAGACUCUGACGAUGAUGGGGAAGGGCUUGAAGGGGGCAUGGUGGAAACUGAUGAUAAGCCAUGGAGGCCCCUCAGUCGAAAAUUGCCAAUUCCAGCAGCAAUCAUCAGCCCUUAUAGGUUGCUAAUUGCAGUUCGGUUUGUGGUUCUAUGCUUGUUCUUGCAUUGGCGUGUGACACAUCCCAAUGAGGAAGCACUUUGGCUUUGGGGAAUCUCAAUUGUGUGUGAAAUAUGGUUUGCCUUCUCAUGGAUUCUAGAUCAAGUUCCCAAGCUUUUCCCAGUCAACCGGUCUACUGACCUCUCUCUCUUAAGGGACAAGUUUGACAUGCCAUCUCCAUCUAAUCCCACCGGGAGGUCUGAUCUUCCAGGCGUAGACAUGUUUGUGUCUACUGCUGACCCAGAAAAAGAGCCACCACUUGUUACUGCCAACACCAUUCUAUCAAUUCUAGCAGCUGAUUACCCCGUGGAGAAGUUGUCCUGUUAUGUCUCAGAUGAUGGUGGAGCUUUGCUUACUUUUGAGGCCAUGGCCGAGGCUGCGAGCUUUGCUGACUUGUGGGUUCCAUUCUGUCGGAAACAUGAUAUUGAGCCAAGGAAUCCAGAUACCUAUUUUUCCUUGAAGGGUGACCCUACAAAGAACAAGAGGAGGUCUGAUUUUGUGAGGGACAGGAGGAGAAUUAAGAGGGAGUAUGAUGAAUUUAAAGUGAGGAUUAAUGGCCUUCCGGACUCAAUUAGGAGAAGAUCAGAUGCGUUUAAUGCAAGGGAAGAGAUGAAGAUGUUGAAGCACAUGAGGGAGAGUGGGGCUGAUCCUUUGGAGCCCAUAAAGGUUCAAAAGGCUACCUGGAUGGCUGAUGGGACUCAUUGGCCUGGGACUUGGGCAGUCCCUUCCCGUGAUCACGCCAAAGGUGAUCAUGCAGGGAUUCUUCAGGUGAUGCUAAAGCCUCCCAGCAGUGAACCCUUAAUAGGUGGUGCCGAAGAUAAGAUCAUUGACUUUACAGACGUGGACAUUCGUCUCCCAAUGUUUGUAUAUGUUUCACGAGAGAAGCGUCCUGGCUAUGAUCACAAUAAGAAGGCUGGCGCCAUGAAUGCUCUGGUUCGGGCCUCUGCUGUUCUAUCCAAUGGUCCAUUCAUUCUCAACCUCGACUGUGACCAUUACAUUUACAACUGCCAAGCCAUUCGUGAAGGCAUGUGCUUCAUGAUGGACCGAGGAGGUGAAGACAUCUGCUACAUUCAAUUUCCUCAACGGUUUGAAGGGAUAGACCCCUCUGAUCGUUACGCUAAUAACAACACUGUGUUUUUCGAUGGUAACAUGCGAGCACUAGAUGGAGUUCAGGGACCCUUUUACGUGGGAACUGGUUGCAUGUUUAGGCGAUUUGCACUCUAUGGGUUUGAUCCACCUCAGGCAGAUAAGGUUGUACACAAACCUAACGCAGAGGCAUAUGUACUGAAGCCAAGUGAUUUUGAUCCUGACCUAGAUGUGGAACAACUGCCAAAGCGAUUUGGCAACUCUAAAAUCCUGGCUGAGUCAAUACCCAUUGCUGAGUUCCAAGGUCGUCCUCUUGCUGAUCACCCUGCUAUCAAAUAUGGCCGACCUCCAGGUGUCCUGAGGGGUCCUCGUCCGCCGCUUGAUUCCGCCAUUGUUGCUGAGGCAGUCUCUGUGAUCUCUUGCUGGUACGAGGACAAGACGGAGUGGGGGGAUCGAGUGGGUUGGAUUUAUGGGUCGGUUACAGAAGAUGUGGUAACGGGCUACCGCAUGCACAACCGUGGUUGGCGCUCAGUUUACUGCAUUACAAAGCGUGAUGCAUUCCGUGGAUCAGCUCCAAUCAACCUUACUGAUCGACUGCAUCAGGUGCUGCGGUGGGCUACUGGUUCUGUUGAGAUAUUCUUCUCUCGAAACAAUGCAUUCUUAGCAAAAUCCCGUCUCAAAUUCCUUCAGCGACUGUCCUACAUCAAUGUCGGAGUCUAUCCCUUCACUUCCAUGUUCCUCAUUAUGUAUUGCUUCCUCCCUGCACUCUCACUAUUUUCUGGACACUUCAUUGUCCAGACCUUAAACGUAGCGUUUCUGGUCUAUUUACUUAUCAUAACAAUUUGCCUCAUUAGUCUAGCCAUCCUGGAGGUAAAAUGGUCGGGAAUAGGACUUGAGGAGUGGUGGAGGAAUGAACAGUUUUGGCUAAUUUCAGGAACUAGUGCUCAUUUAGCUGCUGUGAUACAAGGUCUGUUGAAGGUGAUGGCUGGAAUUGAGAUAUCUUUCACGUUAACGUCCAAGGCUGUAGAGGACAGUGACGAUAUAUACGCAGAGCUGUACCUGGUGAAGUGGACAUCACUGAUGAUACCCCCUAUCACCAUUGCCAUGGUGAACAUAAUCGCCAUGUUUACUGCAUUUGCGAGGACAGUCUACAGCACCACGCCUCAAUGGAAUAAGUUUGUUGGUGGAGCUUUCUUUAGCUUCUGGGUGUUGGCUCAUCUGUAUCCUUUUGCCAAGGGGCUGAUGGGAAGGAGGAGGAAGACGCCAACAAUUGUUUUUGUUUGGUCAGGUCUGAUCGCAAUCACAUUGUCGUUGCUUUGGAUGGCCUUAACUCCACCGACGGUGGGUGGUACAGCACCAGCUGAUGGAGGUGGAGGAUUUCAAUUCCCUUGAAACUUGAGAGUGCAAAUAGAAGUGAGUUCUCUCUAUAGUU